Messenger RNA from Neopsephotus bourkii (Bourke's parrot), 1125 nucleotides. It is a transcript of the gene CLIC3, whose product is annotated as chloride intracellular channel 3. The record is from RefSeq and is a predicted model, not a curated record. Lineage: Eukaryota; Metazoa; Chordata; Aves; Psittaciformes; Psittacidae. The transcript has 6 exons. The coding region runs from base 119 to 910 and encodes 263 amino acids.
CUGGCUGGGGGCACAGGCAGGAGCUGCCCGUGCAGGGCUGGGGCUGGGCCCCAUGGCAGGGCGGCCCUGGCUGCUGUGGGGCCAGGCAUGGGUGGGAGCAGGUGCGCCCUAGGGAGGAAUGUGGGCUGGGAGCAGGCACGGCUCUGGGGCGCUCACGGCACCGCCAGCACUCAUCCAGGAGCCAGCACCCGGCAUGGCCGAGAAACCCCAGAUCCAGCUCUUCGUUAAGGCAAGUGAGGAUGGGGAGAGCGUGGGCCACUGCCCCUUCUGCCAGCGGCUCUUCAUGGUGCUGCUGCUCAAGGGGGUGCCCUUCACCCUCACCACCGUGGAUGUGAAGAGGGCACUGGAUGUGCUGAAGGACUUUGCGCCGGGGGCCCAGCUGCCCGUUUUACUCUACAACGGCGAGGCAAAGACUGAUACUGUCACCAUCGAGGACUUCCUGGAGGACAAGUUGGGCCCGCCCAUGUUCCCCAGCCUGACCCCGCAGUACAGGGAGUCCAGCCUGGCAGGGAAUGACAUCUUCCACAAGUUCUCCACCUACAUCAAGAACCCGGUGCCUGCCCAGGACCAGGCGCUGCAGCGGAACCUGCUGCGGGCCCUGCUGGACUUGGAUGAGUUCCUGAGUGCCCCCCUGGCGCACGAGCUGGCCCAUGAGCCCCACCUCCGGGCCUCCCGACGCCGCUUCCUCGACGGGGAUCAGCUCACCUUGGCAGACUGCAGCCUGCUGCCCAAGCUCAACAUCGUGCAGGUCGUGUGCCAGCACUACAGGCGCUUUGGGAUCCCCAAGGAUCUGCGGGGCGUGUGGCGGUACCUCAACAGUGCCAGGGAAACCAAGGAGUUCAGAUAUAGCUGCCCCAGCAGCGAGGAGAUUGUACAAGCCUAUCGCUCCGUGGUGCGCUCGCUGCAGUGAGCACUUGCCCUGGUCCUGCUGUGACCAUCACAGCCCUGCCUGCACGCACUGGGGAGGGCAGUGAGCACAAGCUGUCAGCUGGCACCCCUACCUGGCAUGCUGGCAGCUAUCUGCACUGCACUGCACCCACAAAUGCAUUCUCACCUCUUGUGCCACCCUCUCAGCCCAGCCAGCACCCCCUCAACCUGCCCUGUGGUUCCUCAAGCAUUGCAACG